AUGGCACAGAUCGACACGCUGGACCUGAUCGUCCUGAUCGUCCUUCUCGUCGGUACCGUUGCCUACUUCACCAAGGGCACGUACUGGGCUGUCAAGAAAGACCCCUAUGCCAACACAUACGGGGCUGCCAAUGGCGCCAAACCGGGCAAGACCAGGAACAUUCUCCAGAAACUCGAAGAGACUGGCAAGAACUGCGUGAUAUUCUAUGGCUCCCAGACGGGUACGGCGGAGGACUAUGCCUCGAGGCUGGCGAAAGAAGGGUCCCAGCGAUUCGGACUGAAGACCAUGGUGGCCGACCUCGAAGAAUACGACUACGAUAACCUGGACCAGUUCCCCGAAGACAAGGUGGCAUUCUUCGUGCUCGCAACGUAUGGCGAGGGUGAGCCCACGGAUAACGCCGUCGAGUUCUACCAGUUCAUCACCGGGGAGGAUGUCUCGUUCGAGAGUGGCGCCACUGCCGCUGACAAGCCCCUGUCCUCUCUCAAGUACGUCGCCUUUGGUCUGGGAAACAACACCUACGAGCACUACAACGCGAUGGUCCGAAACGUCGAUGCGGCCCUCACCAAGCUGGGCGCCAAGAGGAUCGGUGCCGCUGGUGAAGGUGAUGAUGGCGCCGGGACAAUGGAAGAAGACUUUUUGGCUUGGAAAGAGCCUAUGUGGGCUGCUCUCGCCGCGGAAAUGGGCCUGGAAGAACGUGAGGCGGUUUAUGAACCCGUCUUUGCGGUCACGGAAGACGAGACGCUGUCUGCACAGGAUGACUCGGUGUACUUGGGUGAGCCUAACCUGGGCCAUCUCGAGAGUGGCGGUCGAGGACCAUACUCUGCUCAUAACCCAUACAUUGCCCCGAUCGUCGAGUCCCGCGAACUCUUCACUUCCAAGGAUCGGAACUGCUUGCACAUGGAAAUUGAUGUAUCUGGAAGCGGGUUGACCUACCAAACCGGUGAUCACAUUGCGGUCUGGCCUUCCAACGCCGGUGUGGAAGUCGACCGGUUCUUGAAGGUCUUCGGCCUGGAGGAGAAGCGCGACACUGUGAUCAAGAUCAAGGGUGUCGACGUGACUGCCAAGGUUCCGUUCCCGACUCCGACCACCUACGACGCCGCCGUUCGGUACUAUAUGGAAAUCUGCGCUCCCGUCUCUCGUCAGUUUGUCAACUCCCUCGCUGCGUUUGCCCCCGAUGAAGAAGCCAAGGCCGAAUUGGUUCGUCUCGGCAAUGACAAGGACUACUUCCACGAAAAGGUCACCAGUCAGUGUUUCAACAUCGCUCAGGCGCUGCAGAGUGUGACGUCGAAGCCGUUCUCGUCAGUCCCCUUUUCUCUGCUCAUUGAAGGCAUCAACCGGAUUCAACCCCGUUACUACUCGAUCUCCUCCUCCUCCCUGGUGCAGAAGGACAAAAUCAGUAUUACCGCGGUUGUCGAGUCGGUGCGCAUUCCCGGUGCGGACCACGUGGUCAAGGGAGUGACGACGAACUACCUGCUGGCUCUCAAGCAGAAACAAAAUGGCGACGAGAACCCCGACCCCCACAGCCUGACAUACGCCAUCAAUGGCCCGAGGAACAAGUAUGAUGGCAUUCGUGUCCCGGUGCAUGUGCGUCACUCGAACUUCAAGCUCCCAUCGGAUCCCUCGAAGCCCAUCAUCAUGAUUGGUCCUGGUACCGGUGUCGCCCCCUUCCGUGGAUUCAUCCAGGAACGUACCGCUCUGGCUGCUCAGGGCGAGAAAGUCGGCACCACAGUUCUCUUCUUCGGCUGCAGGAAUCGCAAUGAAGACUUUUUGUACAAAGAUGAAUGGAAGGCCUAUGAGGAAAAGCUCGGAGACUCGUUCAAGCUCUUCACGGCAUUCUCUCGGGAAGGCCCGGAGAAAGUCUACGUUCAACACAGGUUGCGCGAAAAUGCCGCGCUGGUCAAUGAGCUGCUGCAACAAAAGGCUAACAUAUACGUCUGUGGUGACGCUGCGCACAUGGCGCGCGAAGUCAACGUCGUCUUGGGCCAGAUUAUUGCGGAGCAACGUGGCCUCUCGCCAGAGAAGGGCGAGGACAUUGUCAAGCACAUGCGGAGCAGUGGGACAUACCAAGAGGAUGUGUGGUCAUGA
Messenger RNA from Rasamsonia emersonii CBS 393.64, 2085 nucleotides. RefSeq names its product NADPH--hemoprotein reductase. Bases 1 to 2085 code for a protein of 694 amino acids. Gene Ontology annotation, cellular component: cytosol. The transcript is spliced from 2 exons. Lineage: Eukaryota; Fungi; Ascomycota; Eurotiomycetes; Eurotiales; Trichocomaceae. Gene Ontology annotation, molecular function: NADPH-hemoprotein reductase activity; flavin adenine dinucleotide binding; FMN binding. The record is from RefSeq and is a predicted model, not a curated record.